UCAAAUUCACGACGGAUAUCAUGUAUUUUAAAUUUCAAGCGGUUUUAGUGUUUUAUAGCGUGGUUUCGAAAGGACUUACUUUUAAUGUUACAGACGGGCCAUGCAGUGCAUGUGAAUGUUGUAGAUCAUCAAAGUGUGCGAGUGUAACUCGGGGCGAGGAGAAUCACCUCAAUGUGUGUUUGGACGGCUGCCUGUCUGACUACUGGGGCCUUAACUGCACUUCUAGAUGUCCGGAACACUGUCAGGAAUGCGACCAAACCCUUGGCUGUGUGAAAUGCAACCCUGGGUUCACCGGCCCAAACUGCAACACUCGGUGCUCUAGGGGCAACUGCUACUGCAACACGACGCAAGAAUGUGUCUCUUGUCCAACAGGAUUUCAUUUGCAGGGCGGCGAGUGUCUUCCGUGCCGUCGGGGCUGUCGUAGCUGCUCCUCGUACUUUCGAUGUGACCUUUGUCAGCCUGGUAGGUUCGGCGCAUCUUGUGAUCGAAUUGUUAAUGUAACAAAUCAUUGCUACGUGAGAGAAGGAUUUUACAAACAGUACUGCUGGUCAUGUGAAAAUGGAUAUUACAACACCACGUCAUUAUGCAACUCUGUAUGCCCCUCAGCAUGCGUUUCCUGUGAAUCACGGUCAAAUUGUACAUCUUGCGUCGACGGUUUUUACGGAAUAUCUUGUCAAUAUCAAUGCGGCGCAGGCUGUAGGAAAGGGAGUUGCGAUAAAACCACAGGAUUUUGCCGGUGUAAUACGAACUUUAUUGGCCAUAAAUGUGAACGAUGCGUUAAUGGAAAAAUAGGUAGAAAUUGUAACAAUUCAUGUCCAACGCAUUGCAUUUCAUGUCAUGAUAGUCAAUGUCUUGGAUGUGAAAGAGGUUGGUAUGGCGAUCAAUGUCAAAACGCGUGUUUAAAGCAUUGCACUUCAUGUCAUAAUGGCUAUCAAUGUCCAGCCUGCGUUCAAGGCUACCACGGAGAUCGUUGUCAAUAUAAAUGUGCGAUAGGUUGUGAACUCAAGCAAUGCAAACAAAGCAAUGGUUCUUGCUCUUGUAAACCAAAUUUUAUUGGCGCAAAAUGUGACCAAUGUAUUUUGGGAAAGUAUGGUCCGUUAUGCCAAUUUGACUGCCCACACGGUUGUUUGAAACAGUGCAAUAAAUACACUGGCCAAUGUGAUGAAUGCGUCCCGGGCACCUUUGGUGAAAAAUGUGAAUACCUGUGCCCUGGUAAUUGCAAUGGUCCAUGUGACAAGAAGAGUGGUUCCUGUAGAAAUUGCUUAGGAAAAUACACUGGUAUACAUUGUGAUGAGGUAUCGCCAGCGCCCGCAAAUAACCCGUGUAGAGAGACCUGCAAGUCCAACAUUUGUGAUCACGACACGGGGUAUUGCAAGCUUGGCUGCAUUACAAACUACUUCGGCUCAAAAUGUGAACAUGUUUGCCCCACCAAUUGCUCCGCCAGCCAAAUCUUCCUAAGAUGUUCGGACGACAAUCGCGGUUGUGACUGGGAAUGUGUUAACAAAGUGUCCUCAGCAGCCUGUUAUAAAGGUUUUCAAAGUUAUGUCAGCACACACGAAAGUGUUGCGGUACUAGCAACCCUUGGCUCUCUCCUAAGUGUCAUUGUAGUAGCAGCACUUGUGUUUAGAUUUUGGAUGUUUAACAGGAAAGUGAAGGCACGUCCGGUAGGCAAAACGAACAAUGAUCACGACAAUUACGAUCAUGGGACUCACCUGUAUGACAGUCUUGGCUCAGUAGGAGGAUAUGCCAAUAACUUACAGGAACUAGACCUCGCGAGAGAAAGGAGUGUUUCGACAAUCUCAACGAUUUACGGCUGUGCUCGCUUAUCAGAGAUGAAGGAUCAACACGUGAACAUUGGUCGGCCUUCUGGAAAUUCUGAGUCAUAAAAAUAUUUAAUUAAAACAGUAUUUUUUCAUAUAAUGUUAAUGUAUCAGCAUAUUACAAGUAUAAAGGAAAACAAUAAAAGACAUAUCUAAGAUCUAAGAUUAAGACUUCUCUCUUCGAUUCUUUUUCAUGACAAACCCAUUAACAUAUGCAGAUGAAGCACACUCUGAUUCGGAACGAUUCAUUUAUUUGGCAUAUAAUUAUAUUUUUGUAUUGAAAAAUAAAUAUUAUUAAUCAGACGUAGGGUAUAUCGUUAUUUAAGUGCAGCUGUGUCAAACGACGAUUAAAACAUAGAACCUUGGAGGAGACUGGAUUUAUUUUUGAUAUGUUUUAGUAUAAAGUGUUUGAAUGCUCAUAAAUCAGAAGUACAUAUGUGUUUCAAGUUUACUUUGUCAUUUUAAAAUAGCAUUUGUAGGAUAAUGUGUGUAGUGUUGAGGGCUUAGAAAAUAUUCAAUACCAAGCAAUUUUCCUUUUUUCCCGACUUAUAUAAGGCAAUAACGCCAAACGGUAUUGAUAUUGAUAUUGUUCUUUGUAGUGUGGGUUGUCUUCUAUCUCUCUUGUUUACUUAUCAGUUGAUGGAGCUAUUUUGGAGCAUGUGUGGGUUGUUAAUGGUGUUUGGUUUUGGGUAUGUGAUGUUUAUACGUUUUUAUCUCUAGUGGAAGAUUGUUUGUGUUUUACAAUAAUUUCUAAAUAUUUUUUUUGUAAUAUACGUUUGUCUGACUAAACAAACGAACGGGGUUUCACUUUUUCGAAAAUCUUUAUUUUAAUAAAGGCGGAAACCGUUUUGUGAUUCUAAAUAAUGUGUAUAUUUACUACAUCGCCAAUACAAUGGGACAGUUUAUCGGCUGUUGCCUCUGCGAUUUAACGGAUGAACUUCAAAAGUAUACCUUUACAUCAUUUGCAAUUGGAGAACAUAAACAUCUUAACGCACAAUCGUGUAUGUAUAUGAUAUUUAUUUUGUUACUAUUGUGUAUUGUUGUGAAUAAUGUAAAAACUGGGUUUAGUUUUAGUAUGUUGAUAUAUUAUAUAUCAAUUAAUUCGUUCGCAGACGAUUGAUUGCAAGAAUAUAUUACAUUGAU
Messenger RNA from Mya arenaria, 2963 nucleotides. RefSeq names its product multiple epidermal growth factor-like domains protein 11. Gene Ontology annotation, molecular function: scavenger receptor activity. NCBI's taxonomy places the organism in Eukaryota, Metazoa, Mollusca, Bivalvia, Myida, Myidae. The transcript is spliced from 6 exons. The record is from RefSeq and is a predicted model, not a curated record. The coding region runs from base 21 to 1886 and encodes 621 amino acids.